This is a messenger RNA of Dendroctonus ponderosae (mountain pine beetle), 676 nucleotides long. RefSeq lists its product as uncharacterized. The record is from RefSeq and is a predicted model, not a curated record. The transcript has 2 exons. Lineage: Eukaryota; Metazoa; Arthropoda; Insecta; Coleoptera; Curculionidae. The coding region runs from base 174 to 650 and encodes 158 amino acids.
UUAAUGGGUCUGAACCGCAAACUUGAACUUGAGCUUGUAAAGCGCAAACCGGCCCAGAUCGAUGGCAAUUGAGAACGGCGAACAGAAGAAGGAACUCGAACGGGUCGUGGAAACUGGCGAAGAAUUUCGAAUAUGCCAAUCAUAGCGCGGCCUUCAUAAUUGCAGCUGGUGUGAUGGUCAGUGAGCGAACUUUGCAUGUUUUUUCCGUAAUUUACGUUGUUUUGGUUUUUUCGCAAUUCAGUUACUCUGCGGCUGUAGAACUGAGUAAUUCAGCGACAUCUGGAUUAGUUGCUAAGCACGCUGAAACCCUUCAAGCUUCCAUGAGGAAAAGCACUGAAAAAAACAGCAUGAUGAGCAGAAUCCUCCCAAUGCUCAUUGUGCCCUUUCUCAUAUCGUCAGCGAUCAUCCCUAUAAUGUUAGCGGCCAUAAAGGUUCUUCUGGUGAAAGGCUUCAUCACUGGAACAAUCGCAGUGGUGCUAAUGUUGCUUAAUUUCAUCCGAAGGAGGGCUGAAGGAGGCGGAGUUUUUGACCAUUACGCUCCUAAUGUAGCCGAGGAACAUUAUGGAUAUCAAGGGGUUGAUGAACCGGGGGUGUACGUACAUAGGCGAAGGAAAAGGAGAUUUGCUAACAUUUUUGCAAUCAGUAGUUAAAUAAACGUUGGCGUUUGAGUUGUAAA